UCGUCUCAUUCUUCCUUCAUGCUGCUGAUUGCUUUCUCAGGUAGGCUAGAUCUAUCUAGUCUAGAUUCUAUUUUCGAGAUCAGCCAAGCAAGAGACACGUACCGGUCUGAGAUAUUUCUGCUGAGGUUCAAGAAGAGACUGCUGAUUUAGUUUUACCAAGAUGGCAGCUGCAGAUGGAUCUGGCUGCAGUACGCCGCAGCGGAGCAUAUCUGGGGAUGAAUCCGACUCAGAUUUCGAAAAUGAGCAGAAUAGACCAAGAGGCUUGACUGGUUUGCAGAACCUGGGAAACACCUGUUAUUUGAAUUCAGCUGUGCAGAGCCUCUCAAACUGUCCACCAUUGACCCAGUACUUUCUGGACUGUGCUCAGUUGAUCAGACCUGAAAAGGCUCCAAUGCUCUCCAGAAGUUACUUGAAGCUCAUGACUGAAUUGUGGCACAAGAAACGUCCAAGCUACGUUGUGCCCAGCGGUGUGGUGACGGGGAUCAAGGCUGUUCAUCCCAUGUUCAGAGGGUACACUCAGCAGGAUGCCCAAGAGUUUCUGCGCUGCCUGAUGGACCAACUGCACGAAGAGUUAAAGGUUGCAGCGGGCUCCGACGACAGUGAUAGCGAAGACGAGGGAGAUGAUGGUGGUGGCGGUGGCUGUGAUGACGACACCAACAACGGCAAUAGUACUGCAGGUGAUCCUGUUGAGGACACAGCGAGAUACCACGCUGAACCAAAAAGUUCAAGUACUGCUCCAGGUGAGGCCAAUCGACGGCCAUCAUUCGACUCGAUGAGCAGCCACUCGGAGUUGGACUACGAGACGUGCGACUCGGGCCUCAGCAGCGAGAGAAGCUCCAAUGGAGAGCGCGACAACAUUUCUAGCGACGAGAACAACAGCGACUCCAAUGAGACUUGUAAGCUGCGGAGGUCAGAUAGGAUGCGUAAGGCCAGUGCAGGAGGAUCAGUCGCUGCAGUGGAGAAUGCAGAUUCGGUGGCGAACACAAAGGAAAUGAAGGAGACGGCCAACCUGCUGGAGAAGAAGAACGAGGCAGAAACCCAGGCCCGUCGGCCCCGGGGGAAGGCCGUCAUGGAGGGCGGGGACUCGCGGGAGCAAGGCAGCCCGCCGAUGCCCUUCUCCGGUGUGCCCACCAAAGAUGGGGAGAUGCAGACUGUGUCCGUCGCGGCGCAGCGGGAACAGUAUCCGGUCCUUACCCUUCAACAACAACAGCAGUCGAUGCCCAAGUCCCCUCUGAAGAAACAGUCCAAGACAAGAAAAGCUAGUAACAUCAAGUAUGACAGUAUCAUAUCUCAGACAUUUGAUGGAAAAAUCUUGAGCUCAGUGAGGUGCCUGAACUGUGAGACGGUGUCCACCACCAAAGAAACAUUCCAAGACCUGAGCCUCCCGAUUCCCAGCAAAGACCACCUCCACAUGCUGCACUCCGGCCAUCACCAGGUCACCGGGGGAGUGACCCCGCCGAAGGGGGGAGCCUGUGGGGAGGUGCACCAAGGCUGGCUGGCUUGGAUGUACUCGUGGAUGAAGAGUUGGUUUAUUGGGCCCACCAUCACCCUGCAGGACUGCCUGUCUGCCUUCUUCUCAGCAGAUGAGCUCAAGGGAGACAACAUGUACAGCUGUGAGAAAUGCAAAAAAUUGCGCAAUGGGCUGAAAUAUUCCAAGGUCUUAGAGUUACCCGAGAUCCUAUCCAUCCACUUGAAGCGUUUCCGUCACGAGUUUUACUCGUCCAAGAUCAGCACCUACAUCUCGUUUCCACUUGAAGGCCUCGACAUGGAGCCCUAUUUGCAUAAAGCCUGUAAAAAUGAAGUGACUCUCUAUGACCUUGUUGCCAUCAUCUGCCAUCAUGGGACAGCUGGAGGUGGCCACUACACAGCGUACUGUUUGAACCAUCUGAACGAGCAAUGGUACGAGUUUGAUGACCAGUACGUGACUGAAGUGGACGUCAGCCAGGUGCAGAACUGCGAGGCCUACGUGCUUUUCUACAGGAAAAGCAACAAAAAAAUUGAGAGUGUCCGUCAGCGCAUCAUGGAGCUGGAGAGCAGUGAGGUGAGUAUCCUGAGGUUCUACCUGAGCAAGCAAUGGGUCAGCAAGUUCCACACAUUUGCCGAGCCGGGACCCAUCACCAACUCUGACUUCCUGUGCAAGCAUGGAGGCGUGCCUCCUGGUAAGGUGAGCCUGAUAGAUGACCUCGUGGUGGAGAUCCACCAGAGUACCUGGGAGCUGCUGCACAACAGGUUUGGCGGAGGUCCUGUUUGUAACCAUUUGUACGCCUGCAAGACUUGCCAUAGUGAGCUGGAGAAGCUGAGGCAGAGACAGAGAAUGGAAAAGGAAUCCUUCAUACAGCUGAAUGAAGAGUUCCAGGAGGAGGAACACACAGCCGCCGUGUACGCCAUCAGUAUGGCCUGGUUCAAAGAGUGGGAGGCAUUUGUGCGCGAGAAAACCGACGCUCCCCCUGGCCCUGUGGAGAACAGUCGCAUCAUCGUGUACAAGAACGGCCAGGCCACGCUGAGGGCCACCUCGGACCACGGACAGCUGUCGCGGGAUAUGUGGCUUUUUCUGCACCGCAUCUAUGGCGGAGGGCCUGAACUCAUCAUCCGUCAGUCGGCCGGGGCCUCGGUCAAGCCCUCCAGCUCCUCCCCGCCCGCCCCUGUGCAGCAGCAACAGCAGCAGCAGCAGACCAGCCCUCCUCACAGCACGGGCGUCAUCGGUGGCUCUUCUCAGACAACUGCCCCCCAAACAGGCGUCUCGCCGGCCGCAUCGUCUUCUCCUUCUCCCUCCGGUGGCACCGUCUCGUCGGGAUCUUCUGUCACAGUGUCGCCAGUGGUGUCAGCAGCGACGACGAGCCACCACCCUGUGCCACCUGUACCAGUCUCCCAGGCAUCGGUGGUGUCGGACAACUUGGUGAUGGCAACAGCCCCUUCAGCUGCCUCUUGCUCAAUGCCGUCAUCAUCGCCGCCCGCCGCGCAAGUGGUGCAAAAGUCUGCCAAAAGAAGAGAAGACCCCACAAUGCAAAGCCAAUCCUCAGCAGUCAGCACGGUCAGUCCAAGGAGGAACCCCGCCCCCACCACCACGGCCCCCCCAUACUCCACUUCCAAUAUGGGAGAGGAGACGGUGGACAAGACACUUCAGUCGACAGUGACAUCUGCCUGUGACACGCUGACAUCUGAGUCACAGUUCACGUCUGGGGCCGGACACGGAGAGGUUGAAAGCUGUGCUGGGGAACAGGAAGUGAUGAUGGGCACUGGUACAUGUUGCCCUGGUGUGUCAAAGUCGGUGAACAGUGCGGGGUCUGUCCCACGGGAUGAGUCGCAAGGGGAUGAAGGCCAGGCAGGACAGAGGAUGAUGAGCUCAAUUACUGGGGACACUCCUUCCUCAUGUAGUAAUUCCUCUAUGUCGGUUAUGGUCGACUCCUUUGGGGUGACAGAAGAACCAAAAAAUGGUUCCCUGUCCGCAUCAGAAGCAAAUAAUGACUUUGAUCCCAUUCCAGAGCCGCUCACACCUGGGAAUACGUCUGCUCCACUGUGGGCGAACAAGGAGGGCACGCUCACAGCCUCGGAAGCCAGUCUGGCAGACAGUGGCCUGGGCGGUGAUGUCACUUCCUCCUCCACGCGCAACGACCCCUGCCUGGGGGAGCAGAGAGGACACGAUUCUUGUGCUUGGGAGACGGCCUUGGAGGUGGAUAGCAACCACGGCCAAUAUCUGCCUGGCAUUCAGGGGGAAGAGGAAGUUGCGACGUCAAGAUCGGAUAAUGACAUGGGCUCUUCUGCCCAGAACAAGGGGCGUGCGGAGGUCAAACCUUCCUCGGCCCCGCCGGCCGUAGGCCAGCAGCCAGGGAAGGGGAAAGGGCAGAGGAAGAACAAAAAGGGGAAAAACAUGGAUGUCUCUAGGAUUUGAUCUCACGGCCAAUCUCUGAGGUAUACGGUGGACGUAAAUGAAAUCUGAUGCAGUUUAUAAAGAUGAUUCUCGGACGUAGAGAUGCCUAUUUGAUUUGACCGUGGUAAAAAAGAGAAUGGGAGACAUUGGAUGAUACUUUUAUAACUAAAAUCCGUCAUAUGGGGAACUCACUCUGCCCAUGCAUGCAUUACUGGGAUUAUGAAUCGGGAAACAAAAUCUCAAACUGAUGUUUUAUCUGUCCCUUAGUUGUAUUCGUAAAAAGAAGAAGAAGGGGAGUAUGAGUCCACCGUGAAACACUGUCUUUCCUGAAAUAUUUGUGUGAGGAGCUGCAAACUGGUCACAUGGGUCGAAACAUGGAACUUGAGAUUAUUUCAAAUUAUUAUUCUACUGCUUUCCCUGAACAUUUCGCUUUUUAUGAUAAGGUUUUAUCCAUCAUGUUUCUCAAGAUAUUUAAGUUUUUGUCACGCAAAGCAGGAACCCUACGAAAAGAGAAUAACAGCUUUUAAGUUUGCUCAGUGUUUUGAUUGAUACCACUUGAACAAAACGGACAAAACACAAUGUAUACAAAUACAAUAACUGUAAGAAUGUACUUUUAUACAAAGAACAUGUUUUCCCUCCCUAAGCAGCUGGUGUUCAUGCGUUUACACCCGCUAUGCUGGUGUCACGUUUAGAUUCAACAAACCAGCAUGUGUCACUACAUUCUUUCCAAUGGGACUUGCCAUUUUACAAAUGAUGGGGAUCUGGUAAAGGGUCAGGACUCUUGCAAAUAAUUACACUCUAUUUCGAUAUCAUGACUAACUUUUACAUCUGAACAGUUUUCCAGGAUUGGUUGAGACUAAGCGUGCAAAAUUAAUAAGGACUGUGGCAAUUGUGGACGAAGUAUCAAUGCGUAAAGUCUGCACUUGAUUUUCAUAACUAUCAUUCAUUAAUUAACAGUGGCAGUCUAAUCAGGAUACAUGCUUCAAGCUUCUUUAUUCAAUGUAUGCCUACUACUUUUUAUUCGCUUGUACAAUGUGAGCUUUCCAACACUGUUUAAAAUAUGUUUCUAAAAUUUUUUGUUGCUAUAUUACACCAUCGCCUAUCGGCGUCCCGUGGGGGGAAGGGAUGGUUCUUUCCAUUGCUGAUCAGCUUCCCGUUGGGGCAAAGCAUUUAACUGAUUUUAUGGCGUUCCACAUUUAAGUGCCAGAAAUCGGAAGCGAAAUAUCAAAAUGGAACUAAUCAAUGGGUUAAUGAUAUCAUAAAUAAGUUUUAGGAAACAUCGACAGGCCUUUGUUUAGAUCUAGUUCUUUUCACUCGCUUGUAUACUCAUCCGCUGCCCUGGGCAAGGGGUUGGGCUUUGCUGGUAUUCUUGUCAGCGGUCCUAUAGAUGUUAAAAUACUUUAGAUGUAAAGUCUGCGAAUAAGCGAUGGCUAUCGAUUAAUAAGCAAGGUGCGGAUUUACUUGACGUCACUCAUUAACUCUUGUUUUUACAUGCCUCAGAGAUAUGACUUUUGUUGUUAUUGAAAUAUUGAUGGUCCCUCACAGAGCUAGAGAAGUGUGAUGGUCAAGAUGUCCUGAGGACAAAUGGGCCGCUGGUCUCUUAGAACCAUUAAGGUGACCAAGUUGUUUUGAGGACAAAUGGGACCAGUUAUGUGGCGAGUAACUAAAGGGAACAAUUUGAGAGAUGAAUAAAUGAAGGGAAUGAGGGAACAAUUCAGGAGAGGAAUAAAAGAAGGAACUGUUUGGGAAUGCAAAAACUGAAGGGUAAGAGGGCAGGAGUAAAAAGUGUGGAAAAUGUUUUAGAUGAAAUUCCUCAGAGCCUUGUUAGUUCAUGGUUCAUUUCAUUUACACAUUACUUUCUAUGGGAGACUCUGGACACUAGAACAUGGAAGGGGAAUCAAAAGCGUUACCUCACGACAUCCAUUCCCAUGAACUAUGUUAGUGUGCACAGUUGUGAGUGUUAUGCUUGCAGGCCUACUUCUUUAUCAAACCUGGCUAUUAACGGCGUAUUGUAGCUCUGUUAUGACAGUCAUCAUUGACAGCUUUGAGAUAACAAGUAAAUAUAGUUGUUCAGUAGGGGAAUGGUAUAUAUAUUGAUGAAUGAGCUCUCCGAGAUUUCAAGUUUCGUGUUGUCUCAUUCAUCAGUGUUAGUUGUGGGGAGUGUUGACAGCUCUCUGUGAAUGGCUGCUUUGGCUUGUGGCUGAAGUAUGUGAGGACAUGUACUCACAUUGGCAUUUUGUUUGAGUGUGUGGCUGUGUUUGUACUGGAACCUAGAGAUAAAAUAGAAAGAGAUGAGGAAACGUACUGUCAUCUGUGAUGUAAUAAUGUUGCUCUUCCCCUUUGAAGGCAGAAGAUGUGAGUUGUAUCCCCACAUGGCUAAGUUACUUUAUCGAGUGUCUCUGAUUGUCUGCUGGGGCAGUGUGUAAUCCUGCUUAGUUCGGGUUUAGCAUUUCCGUUCCAGGCAGGUUCGAAACAGCCUGUCUCUGAAAUAUUCUAAAUUAUAUUAGUGGGGGCAUAAAACAUUUACCACAAAUCUAUUUAUAGCCAUCAGUGAAAAAGUAGCUAGUGUUUGGUGUUAAAUCAGAACUAGAGUUGCUAAGAUAGUCCUGGGCCUUGGUUCACAUGGCAGCACAGAGGAAGACAUGGAAUCACAUAACAUCAAGAGGCAGGCCCAGGAUAGGGAAA
Aplysia californica (California sea hare) is the source of this 6553-nucleotide messenger RNA. RefSeq names its product ubiquitin carboxyl-terminal hydrolase 20. The record is from RefSeq and is a predicted model, not a curated record. The transcript is spliced from 21 exons. Gene Ontology annotation, biological process: protein deubiquitination. Gene Ontology annotation, molecular function: cysteine-type deubiquitinase activity. The coding region runs from base 161 to 3889 and encodes 1242 amino acids. Lineage: Eukaryota; Metazoa; Mollusca; Gastropoda; Aplysiida; Aplysiidae.